This is a messenger RNA of Gilbertella persicaria, 2644 nucleotides long. Its product is annotated as peptidase S8/S53 domain-containing protein. Gene Ontology annotation, cellular component: membrane; cell wall. The transcript is spliced from 8 exons. Gene Ontology annotation, molecular function: serine-type endopeptidase activity. Gene Ontology annotation, biological process: proteolysis. The record is from RefSeq and is a predicted model, not a curated record. NCBI's taxonomy places the organism in Eukaryota, Fungi, Mucoromycota, Mucoromycetes, Mucorales, Choanephoraceae. Bases 81 to 2588 code for a protein of 835 amino acids.
GGAUCAGAUAUGGAUGAAUAAAGCCUAUAUAUAUAAAGAGGGGAGAAUACCUUUCUUCUUCUUCUUGUUCUUGUUCUUUGAUGCAUUGCUUUAUUUUACUCUUGUUUGCCUUGUUUUGUACUACUGCUCAGACUAUUUCCUUCAUUAUAGAAUACAGGCAAGAAGACUACCUUGUCAUUCAACACUAUAUAAAUGCACAACAGUAUCAAGUUCAUCAUAUAUUUAAUUCCACCUUAUUGUAUGGCAUGUCUUUUAGCCUAAAGGACAAUAGACAGACUGUAUCUCAUCCUGCAAUACAAAAGAUCUAUCCAGUCUCGGAAAUACCAAGACCACAAUGGAGAUCAGAUAAUCAAACUACAACUAUUCCCUUUGUCAAUAAAGAUACACAAAUCUAUGAUGUCUAUAGAGAACUCAAUAUAACAGGCCAAGGUAUACUGAUAGGUGUUCUUGAUUCAGGUAUCGAUUAUCAUCAUACUGCAUUUGGGCAGAAAAUCAAAGUAGGCAAAAAUUUGGUGCCGCCUUCAACUGACUUGAAGUUUGGCUUGACACCAUUGGGUGAGGAUGAUCCAUUUGAUCCUUGUACGACAGGUGAUGCGGGCCAUGGUACACAUGUAGCAGGUAUCAUUGCUGGCUAUGAUCCUGAAAAGAAUUUCAGAGGAAUUGCCCCCGAUGCAAGUCUGGGAAUUUAUCGCAUAUUCAGUUGCGCAGGAGGAGCCACAGAAGAUACAGUGAUUAAGGCAAUGGAAAUGGCAUACAAAGCUGGAUGUAAAAUCAUCAAUCUUAGUUUGGGUGUGGAGAAUGGUUGGUCUGAAGAUGCAAUGGCUGUGGUAGCUGAAAGAUUAUCCAAUGAAGGAGUGAUAGUGAUCGGUGUGGCAGGAAAUCAAGGGGAAAAAGGUGUGUAUUCUCAAAACUCACCUGCUACUGCCAAAGAUGUAGUGGCUGCUGCCUCUAUUGAAAACUCCUUUUAUCUCACAGAUGUGAUAAAUCUCAAUAUAUUUGAAAAGGAGAGUUUCUUCUAUGUCAAGUCUUCAAACACAACGACGUUUCCUGAUGGUAUUUUAGCACCUGUAUUAAACAACCAAACGGCUCUUACUGGCUGCCAAAAUGAAAACAUCCAUAGUCUAGACAACAUCAAGGGCAACAUCAUGUUGGUCCAGCGUGGUCAUUGUACGUUUGAUGAAAAACUAGCGACAGCAAAAAAAGUAGGUGCGACUGGCCUACUUUAUUAUGAUCCAGAUACCAGUGCUCAAUCGAUUGUGUUUGCAAAGACAUCUAAUGAUUCUCUUCCCUGUGCUGGUAUUGAAUUCACAUUAGCCCAACGUAUCAUCGAGUAUUUUAAGCACAAUACAAAGCCUGUGCAUGUAGUAUUUCCUAUGGAUCCUCAAGUGAUCUUUCCUAAUAUAGCAGGCCAAAUAUCCAGAUUUUCUAGUACUGGACCUUCUUAUGAAUUGGAAUUAAAGCCUACCAUUACUGGUAUUGGAGGUGGUGUCUAUUCAACCUUACCCUUGCAUAUCUCUGAUGGCUGGGGAAUCCGAUCAGGUACUUCCAUGGCUGCUCCUCAUGUCUCAGGCACAGUUGCUUUGUUGAUAGAUUAUUAUUCAAAAAGGGGCAUGAAUGUCACAUCGACCUACAUUAUGGAGCAGUUGCAGAACCAUGCCAAAGUGAUCAAAUCAACCAAGGAUAUUCCUGAACAUCCUGUUAUUCAAGGAGCUGGUUUUAUACAACCAUUGGACGCAAUUCACAGCAAAUUACACGUAUCGCCUGCACAUAUCAGCUUUAAUGAUACUGCUUCACUGACAGAGUACAAAACACAUAGGCUACAACUUACAAAUACUUAUUCACGGACUAUCGCUGUUUCUUUAGACAACAUGCCAUCGCAAUCCAUUCAGCCUUAUGCUAACCUAUCUUCAUUUACACCACUUGAACCCGUCAUGAGAAACGGAAGUAUAACAGUCAAUCUGGAGUUCUCAACACCCAAAAUAACCAUACCUUCUGGAUCCACAGCGACAGUGGAUGUCAAGGUGAUUUUACCGACUGCCUUAUCUCAUUAUCAUUAUCACAUGUAUGGCGGCUAUAUAGCUAUAAAGCACAACCUAGAUGACUAUUCAACAACAGUACCUUAUUUUGGUGUGCUGGGUAACAUGACGGAUUUACCUGUGUUUGAUAAAGGAUUCCCUUAUCUUACAUCCUCCACCAAUGCAACCAUACGUCCUACAGAUCCACAAGCCACUUUUCAUUAUUAUCGUUCAACCAAAUCAAGACCAACCAUUGUUGUGCGACUACUCUCAGGUUGUGCACGACUUGAGGUGAAACUCUAUGACGCUAAGCAGCGAUCUUUUGUGGGUGAUAUCACAGGCAGCCCUUGGACCUAUAAUCAGCGCAAUACAUUGGCCAAUGAGAAAUACUCGAGUGCCAUUGAAUGGGAUGGCAAGAUUUCAGGCCAAACACAUCCUGUGGCGGAUGGCACCUAUUUUUUCCAUAUACGUGCAUUAAAGCAUUUCGGUCAUACAGACAACCUGAAACAUUGGGAAGAAUGGACAUCUGCAGCCAUUGUAGUAAACAAUAAAAAAGAGUUAUUUAUUAUUUAGAUCAACACUGAAUGCACUGACAAUAACAAUAAAAAAAACCAAAACAAAACAAAAAA